Rubroshorea leprosula is the source of this 899-nucleotide messenger RNA. The record is from the annotation of a GenBank genome assembly. Lineage: Eukaryota; Viridiplantae; Streptophyta; Magnoliopsida; Malvales; Dipterocarpaceae.
GAAUAUUUGUAAAUGAAAGAAACUCAGAAGGCCAGAAAAUAAAGAUUCUUUUUGCCCAAAAAAGCAAAGAGAAAGGUUUAAGGGAAAACAAAUAAAUGAAGGAAAUUUUGAAAAAAGAAAAAGAAAUGGUUGGCUUGGUUUCCUAUCCAAGGGAAACAGAACAGAGAAACACUACUUGGAAUGGAGAGUGUAGCAAUGGCAACACUGCUGUCAUGACCAACCUCAUUUCCGCAACUCACGACCACAUUCUCUUCCUGGUGGACUCUUACACGCUGCAAAACUCAUCUUUUCUUUCACCAUACGCGCCACCACCAAUCCCCAACCCUCCUCUUCCUCCACUUCAUAACAGGAACCCGCCAAUUCAGAAUACUCAGCAGACGAGGACCCCUUCGAGACUCGCCUCUCCCCGGUUCGUCUCCGCUACCGCUCUGGAGCCGGAAAGAAAGCCGAGCUCUGGAAGUCCAGGAUAUCCGGAUCCACCACCAGACCCAUCCUCCACCAUCAUGGUGGCACUAUGUACCUCUCCCGGUGCCCUUGAAAGAACCAAUGUCAGGCGGGUUGAAAGUAGACUUCGGGUUUAGCCCCUAGAGCGAAAGGAUAAACGGGGGGAUUGCAAUUCUUGGGUUGACGGCGCUGCGUUUGUUUGAGCUAGCUACAGGUAACGGGGUAAGAGCUUGAUUAAGUAUCACACCUCAGUCAUUAUUUUGAUUCAGGUUUAUUUUGUUGCCACGGUUACUGCUUUAUAUGUCAAGUAUGAUGAAGGGAAAGUUAGUGUUUGCCUGAUUUUUCGCCAAAGAACUGAAUUUGUUGUAUGAUUGAUUAUAUGCGUAGCGUCGUAACACUUUUGGGAUUUGGAUUCAGUUCUUUCAGUUUUAUGAGAAGAAAAUUUACAAGGCCAC